This is a messenger RNA of Sugiyamaella lignohabitans, 825 nucleotides long. Its product is annotated as NADHX dehydratase. NCBI's taxonomy places the organism in Eukaryota, Fungi, Ascomycota, Dipodascomycetes, Dipodascales, Trichomonascaceae. The transcript has a single exon. Gene Ontology annotation, molecular function: ATP-dependent NAD(P)H-hydrate dehydratase activity. Bases 1 to 825 code for a protein of 274 amino acids. Gene Ontology annotation, biological process: metabolite repair. The record is from RefSeq and is a predicted model, not a curated record.
AUGGCAUCGACUCUGGUAGGAGCUGACAUGUCACAUGUUAUUUGUGAGAAGUACGCCGGUGACGUGAUCAAAUCGUACUCGCCCAAUCUGAUUGUACACCCCUAUUUAUUUGAAACCGAGCAUCUUCCGUCAGGUCACAGCAUACAAAAUGUAGUUGAAAAGGUGUGUUCAGUGUUGGAUCGAAUUCAUGUCGUAGUAAUUGGACCGGGACUAGGCAGAGACAAGACGAUGCUGGAAACAACGGCAGCUAUUAUCCAAGAAGCUAAGAAACGCAAACUGCCCAUUGUCAUUGAUGCUGACGGGUUAUAUCUGAUCCAAAACCAGCCGGAUCUGAUUAAAGGCUACGAAAAGGCCAUUUUGACGCCCAAUGUAGUAGAGUUCCAACGGCUAUGCAAGGCACUGGAGAUCGACGACGCAGGGGGAGACGAUCCGGCGUCUGCACCUAAAGUGUCUAAACUGGCAACGACGUUUGGCGGUCUGACAAUCCUGGAAAAAGGUAAAUUGGACAACAUCUCCAACGGCCAUACCACGAUUUCGAACGAUAUCUCUGGCGGACCCAAGAGAGUCAGCGGACAGGGUGACACCCUUAGCGGGUCAAUAGCAGCCUUUCUAGCCUGGCAACUGGCGUACGAACAGAAACUCUGGGACACUGAGCCUAUCAAAGAAGCUCAAGACUCGCGAGACCUGACUCUCCUUGCGGUCUUUGCAGCCUCAUCCAUCACCCGCACCGCCUCGGCCCUCGCGUACAAAAACCACGGCCGGGCACUCCUCACCUCCGACAUCUCGGAUUCGGUCGGUGCUGCCUUUAAACAAUUGUUCGAAUGA